Seminavis robusta is the source of this 1290-nucleotide messenger RNA. The record is from the annotation of a GenBank genome assembly. NCBI's taxonomy places the organism in Eukaryota, Bacillariophyta, Bacillariophyceae, Naviculales, Naviculaceae.
AUGGACGUAAAAUCCCUUCAGCGAGGAGGUACUAGUAGUACGAAUGUCAAAAGAAACGCAAACGCAGCUACCGGUGGUAACACUUCUACCGGUAGCUCUUGGGUGAAGGGCCCCUGGGGUGUUUGCUUCCCUCCCCAACUACAUGUAAAUGUGCAACAACUCACUGACAGAUUGAAACUCGAACCCGCUCCCAAACUGAGUAAUAACAACAAGAACAGGAACACAUCUCCUACUUCUGUCAGCAGUUCCAACAGUAGCCCAUCUACCACUUCCUCUACCACCACCAAGCACAAGAACAAAUCUUCGCGGCACCACCACCAUCAUCAAAACCAGCACCAGCAAAACGAGCAACACCAAUGUGUAUCGAACAAUCACAGCGAGCGCGGAUACGAGUUCGAACACAAGGAAGACACGGAAGGAAACAUUUACGUGAUGCCACUCGAGCAAGCAGCCGCCUUUGCCUUUUCGGAUGACGACUCGGAGGCUUCAUGGUCGUCUCAGAACGCCGUCAAGUUCAACAAAAAGUUGAAGCCCAAGGUGGCUGAUCACGGCUUGAGUGCUUGUGCGAGCAAGGAAGCCAGGACACUGGCGGAUCCAGCCGCUUACGAGUGGGAACAUGCUUGGGGUACCAAACCAAGCGACUCCUCCACGGGAUCACGAGAAGAUACUGCGGAACACAGGGCACCGUCGUCUAAAGACAACAACCACAAUAGCAAUGGUCGUUCCGCUUGGCACUCGGAGAAGAGAGAUGAAAGCGAACAGCCUGUUCCUUCUCCAUCAGCUGUCCUCAGCAACGAGUCACAGAUGUGGUCGCUGAACCUUGACAUGACAGAUCAGGACGAAUACUCCGAAUUGCAGCCUACAUCGGGGACCAAGUCAAUCAAAUCGACCUCUGGCUCAACGUUGGCUGUAGCGACCACAAGGAGUGAAAGCUUGAACACGCAGCAGUCACACAUUGGAAAACAAAGAAAGUCGGUGCGAUUUACAGAACCUCUGGUAACAUGCCAGUACUUUAGACCCAAGACCCGCCCAGAGGACGUGAGCUUGCUCUACUUUGACGAAGAUGAGCUCGAACUACUGGAGGAAGACCGAGAAAAUACAUCGAGAGACCAGUUUGAAAUGAUUGCACAAGAACUCUCGGAGAAUCGACUACGAAUCUCCAUUGCCUAUCAAAACCGCUGGCGCGACCACCAACGACGAAGGAGCGGGCAUUCAUCGGCUGCGGCAACGACCUCGGUCUCAGCGUCGUCCUCCAAUCUUCUCGUGACGAAUUCGACAAGUGACGUUUAG